AUGAUUAUUUUCUCUCUCUCUCUCUCUCUCUCUCUCUCUCUCUCUCUCUCUCUCUCUCUCUCUCUCUCUAAAAAUAAUAAUCAAUUGAUCUCCCAAGAUAUCACGAUUCUCUGUAUCCCUGUGACUGUUCGUGUCGAUAUAUUUUUUCUCUCGGCGGAUAGGUAUACACUAACAGUGAAUUUUCAACUGCUUCGUGACUCCAAGUUUUUGUUUGAUGAAAAACUCCGGAUAUCAACAAUUGAUGCCCUCAAUAAGAAAUUUGCCAAUAAAGUUGUCCAUAAUGUUGGUUUGUGCAUUGCGUUAUGGGAUCUUAUCGAGAUCAAAGACAGUUAUUUGUUUCCUGGGGAUGGUGCUUCUCACACAGUUGUUCAUUUCCGUUAUGUUGUCUUUCGACCACACAUGGACGAAAUACUUGUUGGUAGGAUUAAAGGAAGCAGCAAAGAUGGAGUCCAAGUGUCUCUCGGAUUUUUUGAUGACAUUUUGAUUCCAAGUGAUGCACUUCAAUACCCUUCCAGAUUUGAUGAGCAAGAACAAUUGUGGGUUUGGCUGUAUGAAAAUGAAGAUGAAAAACAUGACCUUUUUAUGGAUAUUGGAGAAGAGAUCAGGUUUCGAAUUGUAGAUGAAACAUUUGUUGACACAACUCCCACGGGACCUGAUGGUGGUUCUGAAGAAAGUGAUGUUUCCGACGUAGAAGCUAAAAAAGUGCCUUACACAUUGAUUGGAUCCAUUAGUGAACCUGGACUUGGUUUGCAAUCAUGGUGGAACUCCUGA
Molecule: messenger RNA, 771 nt
Organism: Acanthosepion pharaonis
Lineage: Eukaryota; Metazoa; Mollusca; Cephalopoda; Sepiida; Sepiidae
Source: the annotation of a GenBank genome assembly